CCUUGGAAAGACAUGUUAGGUAUCUCAAGAUGGGUGCGGGUGGGCGGGGCAAUAAGGUCAAUUCGCCUGAUGUCCACUCAAGCUGAAGCAGAAGUUGCAGUGGACAAAGCAGUACUCAGCAAGCUUCGAAAGAAAACAGGCUUUCCCAUGAUCAAAUGCAAAACAGCAUUGUCACAGUUCAACAAUGACAUUAAACAGGCUGAACAGUGGAUGCGUGAGGUAGCUCAAAAGGAAGGUUGGGAGAAGGCAGGCAAACUGGAGAACAGGCCUAUGUCUCAAGGUCUUUUGGGUGUGCUUCAGGCAGAUACCGGUCUCACUGUGGUCGAGGUAAACUGUGAGACAGACUUUGUUGCCCGCAACGAGAACUUCCAAGCCCUCGUGUGCCAGAUCACUACUGCUUGUCACAAAAACUUUGAUCAGCAGGAACAGGCUAAGAUUACUCUCGAUAAGUCUGCCCUGAGUUUGCUCCCCUGUGGUGAUCGUACAGUUGGGGACCAGGUUGCCUUGACAGUUGGGAAUCUUGGGGAGAACAUGGCUAUCCGGCGUGCAUCAUACCUGCGUAGUGAGCCGGGGUCCACUCUGUCCUGCAUGGUGCAUGCGGCAGGGCCAGCAAUGGAACGCGACGGGAUCAAGCUAGGAAAGUUUGCAGCCCUUGUGAAAAUCCAGGAACCGGAUAUGAGCAGCAUUUCUGAAAACAUCUGUCAACACAUCAUUGGUAUGAACCCUUCAGAAGUUGGUCAGUGGUCUGUUCCACCUGCUGACAAAAAGGACUCAAAGAAAAAGAAAAAGGAUAAAAGUGCAGAAAAUGAACCCAAAGAAAUAAAAGUGGAGGCAAGAUUGUAUGAUCAGGAAUUUUUGCUUGAACCAGGGAAGAAUGUGAGGGAAUAUUUACGGGAAAGUGCACCCAAUGUGAUUGACUUUGUGAGGAUUGAAUGUGGUGAGGACUUAGGUGAAGAGGAUUGAUUAGCACUUGUUAGUCAAGCUAAAAAUCUUUAAAACCUUUUUUUGUAAUUUAUGUUGGAAUAAAUCUAACUUGUAUCAAA
This is a messenger RNA of Mya arenaria, 1043 nucleotides long. RefSeq names its product elongation factor Ts, mitochondrial-like. The coding region runs from base 13 to 963 and encodes 316 amino acids. Lineage: Eukaryota; Metazoa; Mollusca; Bivalvia; Myida; Myidae. The transcript is spliced from 6 exons. Gene Ontology annotation, molecular function: protein binding; translation elongation factor activity. Gene Ontology annotation, biological process: mitochondrial translational elongation. Gene Ontology annotation, cellular component: mitochondrial matrix. The record is from RefSeq and is a predicted model, not a curated record.